This is a messenger RNA of Hyaloscypha bicolor E, 1095 nucleotides long. RefSeq names its product ribonuclease M. Gene Ontology annotation, biological process: RNA catabolic process. The annotation marks the transcript as partial. The transcript is spliced from 5 exons. Lineage: Eukaryota; Fungi; Ascomycota; Leotiomycetes; Helotiales; Hyaloscyphaceae. The record is from RefSeq and is a predicted model, not a curated record. Gene Ontology annotation, cellular component: extracellular region. Gene Ontology annotation, molecular function: RNA binding; ribonuclease T2 activity.
AAAACCUGUUUGAAUCCAAGCCUGAGCUGUCAUAAUACGACCGUGUUGGAAGACCUGUGCUGUUUUAAUGCGCCAGGUGGACAGCUCCUGUUGACACAGUUCUGGGAUACUGCUCCUAGUACUGGACCAAAUAACUCCUGGACCAUCCACGGUCUCUGGCCAGAUCACUGCGAUGGCACUUAUGAUGCCAACUGUGAUGCUUCACGUGAAUACACUAACAUCACGGCAAUUCUCCAGUCAUACGGCAAAGCGAAUCUGCUGACGUACAUGAACAUUUAUUGGAAAGACUACCAGGGAAGUGACGAGAGUUUCUGGGAACACGAGUGGGACAAGCACGGAACUUGUAUCAGCACAUUGAAUCCCAGUUGCUACAACGGCUAUACUGGCCAAGAAGAAGUAGUUGAUUUUUUCGAGAUCGCAGUCUCUCUUUUCAAGGGAUUAGAUAGUUAUGCGACGCUCGCAAAUGCGGGAAUUGUCCCCUCGACCACAGUUACCUACACCUUUGCCCAGAUCCAGGACGCAUUAACGGCUGCGCACGGCUUCCCCGCCACGAUCUCGUGCAGCGGCGGCCAACUCGAUGAGAUCUGGUAUCACUAUAACGUGCUCGGCAGCGUGCAAACCGGGGAAUUUGUCCCGACUUCCCCAGAUGGGAGCAUGUCAAACUGCGCAGCCACAGGUAUCAGCUAUGUGCCGAAAUACUUGCCCGCUCCCACAUCCACGUCCACCAGCAGCGGAGCUACGUCGACCUCGACAGGAACGCCUUAUCUAGGAAAGGGGUUUUUGCAAGCAUAUACUGGUGGCGCCAAUAAAGGGUGUCUGAUUAGCGCUGGCACAUGGUACACGACUGGAACAUGUGCGACAUACACAGCAGCAACUUCCGGAUCAGGAUUCACGCUCACAAGUAGCAAAGGGCCAUGUGACAUCAUCGCAGGUGCAUUCUCAUGUGCAGCAGGAAACACAGCAGGUAUCUUCUCAAGUAUUGAUGGCUCAUUGGCGUACGGUGCAAGCAACACCUUCUAUGCUGCGGCUAUACCAGCCGGGUCAGUUCAACAGAAGGUGUUUAUUGCCACUGAUGCAACUGAUACAGUGGAAGUG